AUGGAGCAAAAUAAGGAGAAAAACCCCCCUUGGCUAUCAGUACCACAGUUUGGAGAAUGGGAUCAGAAGGGUCCAUUGCCUGAUUACUCCAUGGAUUUUUCUAAAAUCCGAGAAAUGCGUAAACAGAACAAGACUAAUGCCUCUAGAGCAAGUCUUGGGAAUGAGGAGGAGUUUACAACUUCUGUUCAGAAAGAUACAAAAACUGAUGACAGUGAGAUUCAACAUCCUCACUAUCACAAAACUAACUCUUCAGCUACAAGGAGGAGCUUCUUGAGCUACUUCAACUGUUGCAUAAAAGCCUGA
This is a messenger RNA of Lathyrus sativus (Indian pea), 303 nucleotides long. NCBI's taxonomy places the organism in Eukaryota, Viridiplantae, Streptophyta, Magnoliopsida, Fabales, Fabaceae. The record is from the annotation of a GenBank genome assembly.